Sinocyclocheilus anshuiensis is the source of this 1478-nucleotide messenger RNA. Its product is annotated as serine incorporator 1-like. The record is from RefSeq and is a predicted model, not a curated record. NCBI's taxonomy places the organism in Eukaryota, Metazoa, Chordata, Actinopteri, Cypriniformes, Cyprinidae. The transcript is spliced from 10 exons. The coding region runs from base 1 to 1422 and encodes 473 amino acids. Gene Ontology annotation, cellular component: membrane.
AUGUGUUCCCAGUCUUUUUGCAUAAGAGCCUAUCAUCUUGAUUUGUCUUUUUUUUUUUUUAUCAUUCUUCUUUAUAAAAGAGCUCCAGAUGGAAAUGUUUUUUCUUUUGCUUUUUUCCUUAAGGUUUCUUGCCUUUGCAACCAUGCAGCAUGUUUUAGGUGCAGAUGCUGCCCACAGAUCAAGAAGUCUAUUGUAACCCGAAUCAUGUAUGCCUUCAUCCUUUUGCUUGGUACCAUCAUUGCCUGUGUCAUGUUGUCACCUGGUGUUGAACAACAGCUUAAAAUAAUCCCUGGUUUCUGUAGUGGAGGAGCAGGAUCCGGUAUACCAGGAAUUGAGGCCAAUGUUCAGUGUGAGAUUUUUCUCAGCUAUAAGGCUGUGUACCGAGUUUGUUGUGGCAUGAGUUUGUUCUUUCUCACGUUCUCCUUGCUCACGAUCAAUGUGAAGAACAGCCGAGAUCCCAGAGCUGCAAUCCACAGUGGGUUCUGGAUUUUCAAGAUUGCAGCCAUGGUUGCUGUCACUGUUGGUGCCUUCUAUAUUCCAGAGGGGCCUUUUACCCGAAUGUGGUUUAUUGUGGGAAGCUGUGGAGCAUUUUGCUUUAUUCUGAUUCAGCUGGUUUUACUUAUUGACUUUGCCCACUCAUGGAAUGAAUCCUGGGUUGAUAAAAUGGAAAAAGAAAACAGAAAGAGGUGGUAUAUAGCCUUGCUGUCUGUAACAGGAGUGAACUAUAUUCUGUCCUUCACGGCUGCAGUUCUCUGCUAUAACAUCUACGCUCAGCCAGAAGGAUGCGUGCUUAACAAGUUCUUCAUCUGCUUCAACAUGUUAUGUGUCGUAGCUUCUGCUCUGUCUUGUAGCGUCUGCUCUGUACUGCCCAGAAUUCAGGAAUACCAGCCCAGAUCUGGUCUUCUUCAGUCAUCCAUUAUGACUUUGUACACCAUGUACCUCACCUGGUCAGCCAUGACCAAUGAGCCAGACCGCACAUGCAACCCGAGUCUGAUCAGCAUCUUCCAGCAGAUCACGUCCGCCACAGUCGCGCCACUGGAGAUCGAGAACCAGACGGCCGUCAUCAUUGUAGACAUAGAGGAAACUGUGCCAUCUGGCCCGUAUUUGCAGUGGUGGGACGCUCAAAGCAUCGUCGGAUUGGCCAUUUUUGUUCUCUGCAUUUUGUAUUCAAGUAUACGCUCUUCCAAUACCAGUCAAGUUAAUAAACUAACCUUAGCAGCUAAAGAUACCACAGUCGUGGAUGAAAGCUGCACAGUAAGUCCUGAGAUAGCAGAAGAGGUCACAACACCAAUUGUGGAGGACAACGAAAGAGACACUGUUCAGUACAGCUACGCUUUCUUUCACUUCAUGCUGUUCCUGGCGUCUCUUUACAUCAUGAUGACUCUCACCAACUGGUACAGGUGUGUGUGUGUUUCCCACUGAUCACUGAAGUACGAAAUUCUAUUUCACUGCUAUGAAAAUCUUUUUAAAAACCCUUU